GGAGCUGAAAAUGCAGAUUUAGCCUCAAGCACAGACAUACACUCGCUCUUUCUCUCAGAUACACACAGCUCCCCACAUUCGCACCUCUGCCAGCGAGCCUGACUACACGGCUUCCCCGCCAGCCAGAUGCUGGAGGAGAAUACACAUUGAUUUGCUGCUUUCUGAGCCCCCUAAUCAGUCUCUUUCUCUACACAGAGAUUUUUUUUAAAACAAACAAAAAAAACUAUAUAUAUACAUUUUUUCAUUUGCACCUUUCCUCCGAGUCCUCCGCUCCACCAGCCUGCGCGCCUCCUAGCACCACUUUUCACUCCCAAGAAAGAUGAAAGGUGGCUGUGUCUCCCAGUGGAAGGCGGCCGCCGGGCUCCUCUUCUGUGUCAUGGUUUUUGCAUCUGCCGAGAGACCGGUCUUCACGAAUCAUUUUCUUGUGGAGUUGCAUAAAGGAGGAGAGGAAGAAGCUCGCCAAGUUGCAGCAGAACAUGGCUUUGGAGUCCGAAAGCUCCCCUUCACUGAUGGCCUGUACCACUUUUACCACAAUGGCCUUGCAAAGGCCAAGAGAAGACGCAGCCUACAUCACAAGCAGCAGCUGGAGAGAGACCCCAGGGUAAAGAUGGCCUUGCAGCAGGAAGGAUUUGACAGAAAGAAGCGGGGGUAUAGAGACAUCAAUGAGAUUGACAUCAACAUGAAUGAUCCUCUUUUUACAAAGCAGUGGUAUCUGAUCAACACAGGGCAAGCCGAUGGCACUCCUGGCCUUGAUUUGAAUGUGGCAGAAGCUUGGGAGCUGGGAUACACAGGGAAAGGUGUCACCAUUGGAAUUAUGGAUGAUGGGAUUGACUACCUGCACCCGGACCUGGCCUCGAACUAUAACGCGGAAGCGAGCUAUGACUUCAGCGGCAAUGACCCCUACCCCUACCCUCGAUACACAGACGACUGGUUCAACAGCCAUGGGACCCGAUGCGCAGGGGAGGUUUCUGCCGCGGCCAACAACAAUAUCUGUGGGGUCGGAGUGGCAUACAACUCCAAGGUUGCAGGUAUCCGGAUGCUAGACCAGCCAUUCAUGACAGACAUCAUUGAGGCCUCUUCCAUCAGCCACAUGCCUCAGCUGAUCGACAUCUACAGUGCCAGCUGGGGCCCGACAGACAACGGGAAGACAGUGGAUGGACCCCGGGAGCUCACGCUUCAGGCCAUGGCCGAUGGCGUCAACAAGGGUCGAGGCGGCAAAGGCAGCAUCUACGUGUGGGCCUCCGGGGACGGCGGCAGCUACGACGACUGUAACUGUGAUGGCUACGCCUCCAGCAUGUGGACCAUCUCCAUCAACUCGGCCAUCAACGACGGCAGAACCGCCCUGUACGACGAGAGCUGCUCCUCCACCUUGGCCUCCACCUUCAGCAACGGGAGGAAGAGGAACCCUGAGGCCGGCGUGGCAACCACAGAUUUGUAUGGCAACUGCACUCUGAGGCAUUCUGGGACAUCCGCGGCUGCCCCCGAGGCAGCUGGAGUGUUUGCACUGGCUUUAGAGGCUAACCUGGGUCUGACCUGGAGAGACAUACAGCAUCUGACUGUGCUUACCUCCAAACGGAACCAGCUUCACGACGAGGUCCAUCAAUGGCGGAGGAAUGGGGUUGGCCUGGAGUUUAAUCACCUCUUUGGCUACGGGGUCCUUGAUGCAGGCGCCAUGGUGAAAAUGGCUAAAGACUGGAAAACUGUGCCCGAGAGAUUCCACUGUGUAGGAGGCUCCGUGCAGGACCCUGAGAAAAUACCCUCCACUGGCAAGUUGGUGCUGACCCUCACGACCGACGCAUGUGAGGGGAAAGAGAACUUCGUCCGCUACCUUGAGCACGUCCAAGCUGUCAUCACGGUCAAUGCAAGCAGGAGAGGAGACCUGAACAUCAACAUGACCUCCCCAAUGGGCACCAAGUCCAUCUUGCUGAGCCGGCGUCCGCGGGAUGACGACUCCAAGGUGGGCUUUGACAAGUGGCCUUUCAUGACCACCCACACGUGGGGGGAAGACGCCCGAGGAACCUGGACCCUGGAGCUGGGGUUUGUCGGGAGCACCCCCCAGAAGGGGGUGCUGAAGGAGUGGACACUGAUGCUGCAUGGCACGCAGAGCGCCCCUUACAUUGACCAGGUUGUGAGGGAUUACCAGUCCAAGCUGGCCAUGUCCAAGAAGGAGGAGCUGGAGGAGGAGCUGGAUGAAGCCGUGGAGAGAAGUCUGAAGAGCAUCCUGCGCGAGAACUAGCACCGCGCCCGGGCCGCCACCGCCUCCCCCCCUCCCCCAUCUCUGCCUUCUCUGUCCUCCUUCCACACUCUGUCAGGAGCCUCGAAGUUACUGUCACCCUCACACAAGCGAUCCCAGCCUCCCGAUCUGAAGCUUCGCUCACUGUCAGUGAUUCUUUUCGUUACAAUGGCAGCAAUCUUUUUCAUUCCCGGCCCCAAAUACAGUGUUCCCACCAACACCUAUGUCCUAUUUGUGACUCUAAGCUCUUUGUUUGUGUCAUUCAAAUAGGUGGUAGCCAGCAAACAAAACUGGGACAGCUUUCUCCUCCAUUUUUUUCAUAUCUGAGAAGAGACUGCUUUGAAAACGCCACGCACAGUGACUCCAAGAACGCUUAUUCAUGGUCUCAACUGAGGACUUGUUACAUAAAAAGAAAAAGAUUAUAACAGAAGGUGAGCUCUGAAUCGCUAAAGCACAACAGAUGCCGUCGAUCCUUUGGGGGAAAACGUUUCGAGCUUAGCAAGAUUUUUCAGUGACGUAGAUGGUGGUUAUGAUGCGAAAGGCGCCAUCCGUGACAGCCCUGAUUACUGGCUGGGGAAAGAAAGAGUCAAAAAGCAUGAGCAUUGGAAAUCUUAACCACCAACACCAACAGGUGUUGUCCUACUCAGCCAGCGUGAUACAUGUAAAACCUGCGUAGCUUGGCUGUCCUUUUCACCAGCUGCUGCUCUGAGUUAUGGUAAAAUCUGCUAGAGAAGCCCAAAUUACUCAGUUUGUAUAGAAUUCAUCCCAGCCCCAAUUUUCUGGGGUUCCUCACAUAGCUAUCCAAAAGAAAAAAAAAAAGGCAAGGCGGGUCUGGCAACAUGUCUAGUAAAGAAUAGCUUAGUAGCUUAGAACACAGGAACGUUCCUUUUCCCAAAACACUUUGGGGCUUCUUACUCUGAUGUAAGUGAGACAUGGGAUGAGUAUUUUUGGCACACAUAUACUCGGGCAUUGAUUUCCAGAA
Molecule: messenger RNA, 3215 nt
Organism: Lynx canadensis (Canada lynx)
Lineage: Eukaryota; Metazoa; Chordata; Mammalia; Carnivora; Felidae
Gene: PCSK2
Product: proprotein convertase subtilisin/kexin type 2
Exons: 12
Coding region: 320-2236 (638 amino acids)
Biological process (GO): protein processing
Cellular component (GO): trans-Golgi network; Golgi membrane
Molecular function (GO): serine-type endopeptidase activity
Source: RefSeq, a predicted model, not a curated record